This is a messenger RNA of Polyodon spathula (Mississippi paddlefish), 5679 nucleotides long. RefSeq names its product ubiquitin specific peptidase 36 (gene usp36). Gene Ontology annotation, biological process: protein deubiquitination; regulation of apoptotic process. The record is from RefSeq and is a predicted model, not a curated record. Gene Ontology annotation, molecular function: cysteine-type deubiquitinase activity; cysteine-type endopeptidase activity. NCBI's taxonomy places the organism in Eukaryota, Metazoa, Chordata, Actinopteri, Acipenseriformes, Polyodontidae. The coding region runs from base 893 to 4426 and encodes 1177 amino acids. The transcript is spliced from 22 exons. Gene Ontology annotation, cellular component: nucleus; cytosol.
CGAGGGCUUGCUGUAUCAGAGCUGGAGAAUGACAAAACGCUCACAGAUAACUGUUGGAAACAAAAAGCCUUGACUGUUGGUGGUACUUGAGGACCGGAGGGUUGAAAAUCGCUAAUGGAACGGUUCCAUUAAAAAAAAAAAAAAAGGAUUCUGCAGGGCUGGUUUGCAGGCAAUAAACUUCAUCACAGCCAGUGGUGAGGUGGUCUCUGAUCUCCUGCAGAAGGUUCAAUCCACAUGCCUCUGUCAUCAACACAGCCAUAGCGAAGUGCAGUUUCAGUGCAAGUGGUGGUAUCAGAGUGCUGCAGCAUGCCAUCCACUGGUGUGCCACUUUCAGCAUGGGGAAUAACAGCAGAUAGUGUGUUCUCCUGUCCGGACCUGGUCAUUGGUCUGUUGCUGGGUUUAAAUAUAUAUAUAUGUGUGUGUGUGUAGAAAACAACUGAUAAUGAUAUAACAAAUCUACAUUUAAAAAAAAAAAAAAUAUAUACAGGGACUGUGAAGUAUUUCUUUAAAAUGAUUUAAAAGCUGACCUUGCCUAACAGUGAAAGUGAAGAGCUGUUUUUUUUUUUUUUUUUUUACUACCUUUGGUCUUACCUCUCAGCUGUAAACAAAGCAACUUUAAAAUGGAUUCCUCGGGAAAAGUUGCCAUAAGACCCUCCUCCCGGUGUCGCUGAUUAGCCGCAUUCACCGUGACUGAAAUUAGACGUCUUCAUCGGACUAGCUUGCCGAUUCGCCUAACAGGCUGCCAGUCACCGCUGCCCCGCCUUCCGAUGUUGCAGCAUGGAGGAUAGAACGUAAAAAAGAAGUCUAGAUACUGUGAAGCGAGCAAGGAGGGCGAUCUUCUAAUUUGCAAAGACUCCGACGUGGAAAAAGAUCACAGCAAAAGUGAUGCACGAUGCCCAUAGUGGACAAACUGAAAGAGGCUCUGAAGCCGGGUCGGAAGGACUCUGCUGACGACGGCGAUCUCAACAAGCUCCUAGCGUCCUCCGCAAAGAAAGUGCUGCUGCAGAAGAUCGAGUUUGAGCCUGCCAGCAAAGGCUUCUCCUACCAGCUGGAGGCACUCAAGAGCAAGUAUGUCAUCCUCAACCCCAAAUCUGAGGGAGCGACAGGACAGAGGCCCACAGAAGUGAUCCAGAUAAAAAAACAAGUCUCAGAAAAUGUGAGUGGGGGGCACAGCGAUGGCAUUCCUGCCCCUCACAAGAUGCUGUUCCCAGGGAACAGGCUAUCCAUGAAGUGGGAGCGAGUUUAUCGGGUUGGAGCUGGCCUCCACAACCUGGGCAACACUUGUUUCCUCAACUCCACUGUGCAGUGUCUUACCUACACCCCACCGCUAGCCAACUACCUCCUGUCCAAGGAGCAUAGCAGAUCAUGUCACCAGUCUGGGUUUUGUAUGAUGUGCAUUAUGGAAAACCACUUAAUCCAGGCUUUCGCCAACACUGGCAACGCCAUCAAACCAGUCUCCUUCAUCAGAGACCUGAAAAAAAUUGCCAGACAUUUCCGCUUCGGGAGUCAGGAGGAUGCACAUGAAUUCCUGCGCUACACCAUUGAUGCUAUGCAGAAAGCCUGCCUUAACGGGUACACCAAGUUAGACAGACAAACACAGGCGACCACUUUAGUCCAUCAGAUAUUUGGAGGUUACCUCAGGUCAAGAGUCAAGUGUUCAGUUUGCAAAAGCGUGUCGGAUACCUACGACCCUUAUCUGGACGUAGCGGUUGAGAUCCGGCAAGCUCCAAACAUUGUCCGAGCUCUCGAGCUGUUUGUGAAGCCAGAUGUCCUGAUUGGAGAGAACGCCUAUAUGUGUGCAAAGUGCAAGAAAAAAGUGCCAGCGUCUAAGCGGUUUACAGUUCAUCGGCCGUCCAGCGUCUUGACCUUGUCUCUCAAGAGGUUUGCGAACUUCAGCGGAGGCAAGAUCACCAAGGAUGUUGGUUACCCCGAAUUCUUGAAUAUCCGCCCAUACAUGUCCCAGAGCUCCGGGGACCCUGUUAUGUAUGGACUGUAUGCUGUUCUGGUGCAUUCUGGGUACAGCUGCCAUGCUGGUCACUACUACUGCUAUGUUAAAGCCAGCAGUGGACAGUGGUACCAGAUGAAUGAUUCCAUGGUGCAUGCCAGCAAUAUCAAAGUUGUUCUCAACCAGCAGGCCUAUGUUCUGUUUUAUCUAAGAAUUCCAGACUCAAAGAAGAGCUUGGAUGGUCUUGGGUCUAAGCAGGGCUCGAUCCAGUCUGGAAGGAACUGCAUGACACCAGAACUAGCAAAGAAAUCCACUCUUAAUGGAACUCUUUCUUCACCGCAAGUAGGGAAGAAACUGGAGUCCCCACAGUUGAGGAAGAUUCAGGCUGCUGAUGGAGUUGGUAUUCCGGUCCCCCGUAACGGCACCAGCCAGUCCCCAAAGCUCUCUCAGAGCUCCCAGUCCCCCAGGACCCCUUCCAAGCCCUCCAACACCCCUGCUGUGAUUGACGAGCCGAUGAAAAAGGUGAAGAAGGCGUCGCCACCGCUUCAGGCACGGGGCAGUCACGGGCCGGUUGUCAAUGGUACCGGUGGAGGCAGGUCUGAGAGCGACAAACGUUACGGGUCUGAGAACCGGGGUCUUGCCAUGUCUACCUCAAUGAAAUCACUGUCAGAGGCAACUGCAGAGGGGCAGGAUCAGAAGGAUUUGGACCCUGGUGAAUCCCACCUCAAGGAGAGGGGGAGCCCUUGUGGCAUUCCCAACGGAGACACCCCCAUGAGGAAUGGUUUGAAUGGAUUUCAGUCGCCCAGUCGAGGGACACCAGCCCACGCUGCCACCAAGGGCAAGGCAGCUGAUCUGAGUGGGACAGAGGAGCAGAAGAUGGUGGUGAAGUUAAAAUCCCAGGCCCUGAUGAAUGUCUCCUCUGAACCCAUCAGCACCAUGUCGCCCCCGCCUGCCAAGAGGCUGGCACUCUCAGCUAAGAAGGCGGGCAGCUCCCUCCAGACACCGAGCGGCAGUGAGCCUCAGUUCCCUCCACGCCUUCCGUCCAGCAAUCCCCCUCGUCCAGUAAAACACCACCACCUCACCUCCUCAUCGCCAGCACACAAAAACAGGGUUCUCCCAUCCCAUUCUCCCAGAUUGCAGAUUCCGUCUAAAUUAGGAUUCGGCUCCACAUGUAGUAAUAGUAGAAGCCCCAAGAAAAUGUCAGUUUCCUCUGAAUCUGAUUCACUGAACUCACAGCGGCCCUCUUCCUCCCACCUCAACGGAUUUUCUGGCAUAGCUAUGGUGCACCACAGCCCGUCUGGCCCUGACUCCAAGGCACCAGUCGAACCCGGGACCAGUUCAGAAACUCUUCCCGCUGGUACAUUGGAGCGUGAAUCCAGCCUUAACCUCAAAAGAAAAAAGAAGAAACAUAAACGCAGAUCAGAGGGAGUGGGAGAGGAGUGCCCACCACCAGAGCCUGAGGUAUCUGCAGAGACCAGCUACGAGGAAGUGACAGAGGUCCCUCACAAAGAGAAGAAGAAAAAGAAGAAGAGAAGGAGGGAAGAGGAGUCAUGGGAAACGGACCCUCCCAGGACUAGCGUACACACUCACCUGGAGGAGAAGGAAGAGGACUGGAGUCUCGCUGGGUCCUGGAGCAUCACUGCGUCCACACAACACAGUGAGAAAGGUGAGCCCGAACACACGGCCAGACAGGGCGACGCUUCAGGAGAAUCUGCCUUGCACAGUCCUGGAGGAGAAGAGGAAACGGCAGUGCGAGUCAAAAAGAAGAAAAAGAAGCAAAGGGAAAAACACAGAGAGACAACUGUAGAAGAAACGGUUCCAGAGCCGGUGUUGGAAAGCUCAACACUGGAGAACCAACAACCAGUGAUGAACACGGAUGAACUGACAGAAUCAAAAAAGAAGAAAAAGAAGAAACACAAAAAAGAAAGGCAGGACAAAAAUGAGGAAAGGCGGAAGAGAAAGAGAAGUGUGAGUGACGAGGAAGAUGCUGGUUUCGAUCCCAGUCCUGCGGAGCACACGGUUAACAGCAAAAGAAACAGAGAAACCAAACAAGCUGCAGUGUUCGUUUGGGACAGCCAGGUUCAGGAUGGUUAUAAACGUACAGUGAACGCUCCCACGUUGGAGAACUCCUGCCCGGCUCCAAAGCCUUCCAGUCUUGCCUGGGAUGGCAAAAAAGGGUCGAGUGUAGUGGAUGAGCUUCUUAAACACUCCAUGGAUAAGGCAUAUGGAACAGAAGUCCUGACUUGGGAGGGGGAUGUCUCUGCUGUCAGCCGGGAUGCUAUUGAGGAUGCUAGAUCUGCUAAAAACGACACUGUGAUUGAUGAAUGGGACGAGGAUUUUGACACCGGAAAAGUUAAGAAAAUUAAAUUUAAACAGGAGAAAAAGAGAAACUUCAACGUCUUCCAGAAAAUGCAGACCCAUCGUAAUUUCUGGUCGGCCACCCAUCCAGGGAAGUUCGCCAGUCUCGGCUACCGAUACUGAACUGGGAGAUUCGGGUAAAACAUAUACAUUUUAAGAAUAUGGAAUAAUGAAGGGAUCAUACAGAGAUUUGGCAACGGGCAGCUGUAGAAGAUUUUGAGUCUCCUCCAUGUGAUGCAGUGAAUGUGAAAAUCAAACAUCGUCGUCAUUAUCCUCCUUCUUGUCUAAUGCUGUCUGGAAGCCUGAAGCUUCACUGAACCAAAGGAAGGCUGGAAGCCAUAUGAGGACCGUACUGGACUGAAACUCACUGAGUGGCCUCUGGCAUGACAGCCAGCCAGCCAGCCGCUGCUGUGAAACAGUGUGUACAAACUGCUAGGUGCAGGGCUCCAUUUUUGAUUAAAUUCUAUUUUUGACUCUGGGUCUGUUUAGUAGGAUGCAUACCAAGUACAAAACCACUUCUUUACUGUUCUCCUAUCUUUAUAUUGAAGAGUAUAUGGAUACAGUAGUGGUUCAGUGGUAAAGCCGUACUGUUUUAGUGACUUGUAAUAAUUAUAAAUGCAUGUUUGGUUUUCAUAGUCCUUAACAAUUUGUACUUAUGUUUACAACUUUAUAGAGGAUGUGGGUGUUAUGAGUUUAGUUGCCCAUUUAAAAAAAGAAAUACAAUGUUAUUGUUAAAAUACUGAAAAUCUAGUAUAAUUGUUGGUAUUGAGAGGGAGUGGUCUUUUCAAUGUCAAUCUCACUCGGUCUCUCCUCUGUACCUGCUAUUGUAGAAACAGAUCAAGCAGCGUUGUGGUUUUGAAAGGACUAACGUUUAGACAGAGGUGCAAUGCAACAUAAUGUUCAGAAUGCACAACAAAAGUGUUCUGAUGAGGCAAGCAGUGGAAGAGCUUAUUAUCCCUGCAGUAAAGGAAUUAAUCAAAACUGUGUUUUAAAAGGACAACAAUGCCUUCUACACAAGUAACAAGUAGACUGGGUUUCUUCAAACUCAAGGGGGUUUCUCCUACUUGAAUAUAUUGUUGGCAGGCAUACACACACACACACACACACGUAGCUACACAGUCUCAAUCUGUAACCCUAACCCUGCUGAAACUUUACUGUAAUUUCUUUUCAUACUUUCACCAGGGUUACCUAAUCCUAAUAUUCAGUCGGCUGGCAGUAGAAAUGGCAUACAUUUCCCACAGUUCCACCCAUUUUAAAAGCUGUGGCUAUCCCCUAUGCACCCUUUUCAGUGGUAUUCAGUAAUAAUAAAAAUAAACCUCUGAAACCGGUUUCAUUUUAAUAACCAGAUUUCUAUUUAAAAUUGCUCAAAUAUCUUA